Molecule: messenger RNA, 4351 nt
Organism: Oryctolagus cuniculus (rabbit)
Lineage: Eukaryota; Metazoa; Chordata; Mammalia; Lagomorpha; Leporidae
Source: RefSeq, a predicted model, not a curated record
CACAAUGAUUGACUCAUGUUCUUGCUCAAUUCAUCCUGCUAAUGGCAAACUUGGCCACAUGAUUCUCUGGUUGAGGCUAGGGACUAUUAACCAUGGUGGCUCCUAAGCAGAAAAAGUUCUGCCACUGAGCUGUACUCUAUCUCUGCCUUCAGUUUCCUUUCUGUUUCCUCCCUUAUCUGCUGUGUCAGGAUUCGAAGUCACUUUGGAGGUUAUAUAUAGGGAAGGAGCUGUUUCUAAGGAUAUUUUUCUCCGUGUUUUGCAAGCUGCAGAACCCCCAACCACCAGGAGCUAACAGAGCCCUGAAGCCACUGUGAGUGGGCUUUUCUCGUCUGCAGCACAGUAGGCUCACGUGCUUCCUCUAGUCAGGGUGAAAGGAGAAGUUGCAGUCUAGAGCUAAGACGUGCUGAGACCAUCCAGCCAGUCUGCCCAUUCCUUUUCCUUCCAGCUGACACCAUCAUGUUGCCCCAGAUAUUCACUUUAAGCCUCAUACUACUUUUCACAGGUGCUGUAGUUUCUUAUACGCAAGUGAGUGGAGUGGUGGGUUGGCCGGUCACACUACCCUGCACCUAUUCAGUAACAAAUGGAGCGGUCACAUCCAUGUGCUGGGGUAGAGGGGCAUGUCCUACAUCUCGGUGCUCAGAGCAGCUCAUCUGGACUGAUGGAUCCCGUGUCACCUUUCAGAAGGACAUGCGUUACAAGCUAAAGGGGGAUAUUUUGCAAGGGAAUGUGUCUUUGACCAUAGAGAAUGGUAAUGAGGCUGACAGUGGCCUCUAUUGUUGCCGUAUUGAGCACUGGGGAUGGUUCAAUGAUAGGAAGAUCACCCUAUCAUUGGAGGUUAAACCAGCUCCAGCUGAGGAUACAAGUGUUCCAACAUCACCUAGGAUCUCUACCUCUGCUUAUCCAACACCAGCACCCACUCAGAAUCACAAACCAGCUGAGGAUACAAGUGUUCCAACAUCACCUAGGGUCUCUACCUCUGCUUAUCCAACGCCAGCACCCACUCAGAACCACAAACCAGUCACUACUUCAUCUUCUUCAACUCAGCAAACAGAAAUCCAGUCUACAACACUACAGGGAACAAGAACACAACCCACCAGCUCACCUUCCUUGUAUUCUUGCCCAACAGAUGGGAAUGGCACCAUGACACAGUCUUCAGAUGGCCUUUGGCAUAACAAUCAAACUCAAGCAUUCCCAGCACAAAAUCCAUGGAUGACCACCACGAAGGGAAUCUAUAUUGGAAUCUUUGCUUCUGCCUUGGUGUUGCUUGCUGUUUUUGUUGUCAUGCUCAUCAAAAUAUGGUUUCAUUUAAUACCCCUCAAACUGGAGCUCCACAAACUGCAAAUAAAGUGCGAGUCCGAGCAGAAGACAAUAUCUACAUUAUUGAGGAUAAUCUUUAUGUUAUGGAAUAAGACCUGGCGCAGCUCUCCAAUGUGGCAUGGUGAUUACAGAAGACACUUACCAGAUGUCACCAUGCUGGAUACCCGUUAACUCCAGGACCAUUUUUCUGUGUCAGUUUCAUUCGACAUUCCAACAUGUCAGCCACAGGGCCUGGGAGACCCUAACUGAAAACUGUGUAUUGUCAAUGUCAUUGUUAAUUCAGUGCUAAUUUGUAUACUAAAACUGUCUCAAUCUUUCUGGUCAUUGCAGAGUUCUCUCUCAAACAAGAACAUUUUUGAGUUAUUUGUUCCCUCUAGACCCCGUGACUCAUGUAUCCAUCAAAGAAAAUGGUAACUGGAAGCACAGGAAAUGAUUGCCCUGGUCCCCAAAAUGAUCAAGAGGAGGGGACUAGAACUUAAAAAUCAGAAAAUCCAAUUUGAGAUUCAUUUUGGAAGCAUUUGUUGAUUACUUUUUUUAUUGUAAUAUCAAAUGUUGCAAUAUCAAAUGUCCUUCAAGGGUUUCAAAUCACAGGAGAGCACAUGUCUAUUUUUCUGUAGGCCGGCAGGAGUUUAAUUCACCAUUACAGGUGUAUCUACUUUCUUAACAGCCCUGGAUGCGUUAAGCGCUUGAUCCCUGGAUCAGGACGCCUAUUUUAACAAUCAGAUGACACUAUAGUAGUGAGUAUGGACAAAAUAGAUACCAAAGAAAGGAAAUAAUUGAUGCUGUGAUUUUACACAUUUGUGCUGUUUCUACUACACUUGUACCACCUACUACAUCUGCAGUGCGGUGUGGGUGAUGCUGGGCCUGGCUGGGGGAUUGCCUGCCUAGCCCAUGCGGGAGGUUAGAAGGGCAUGGCACGCCACGCCUUCCCCAGUGGCCUGACUGCCGGCAGGCAGCAGAGCCCCACGAGCAUUUGCCCCACCCCGCUCCCUGUUGAAGGGUCUUGUAAUUAUCAAUCAGGUAAACAGCUCCCAGGUGUGGGCCAGGCCCAUUAGGACCACCUGGAAAGCUACGUAGCCCUCGUGACCUUCCAGCUGGUUGGAGAAGCUUAUCGGCACCAAUAUCGGCUCUAUCCUAUAGAAUUAGUGUUGCCCUGAAUGAGCUACGCCCCCUCUGCCUGUCCUUUAAAAGGUGUGCGUGGUCGUUAAUAAAGUGUACAUGUUCACCAAAACUUGUCUCCGGUGCUUCUUGUCGAAGAACGCCAUCGCCCUCACGAUCCCGGCGGUGUGCAGGCCUCGCAGGACGAGUCUGCGGUGUGGUACAAGAUGCUUCCCUAGGUAACCAACAGAAUCUUGACGAUUUUUAGAAUGAGAGCAGAAAUGAAAGGGGAAAAAAGGAGGGAAUACAGAAAGAGGCUUCUGUCUCAGCAAAGUUUUAUUGCAAUUAUAAUAGUAUUUGAACCAACAUUUGAAAUUUCUUAAUUGUCUCCAAACUACGUACAUAUUUAACUUUGUUUCAGAAGGGUAAAGAUUCUUUUUCAAAUCUAAUCCAUCUAGCUCUUUUUCACAAUUCAAUUCAAUUUUUGGCUUUGCCAGGAGAGCUAAAGGCUUCUUUGUAAAGAUAUUUCAGUCACCUUUCGAUGACUUAGAAGUGAAGAUUUGCAAGGGCCAGAGUUGUCGGAAAAAAAAAAUAUUUCUACAGUUAAGCAGCCUGGGUGUUUUUUUUCUAUUUCAGUUUGAGUAAACCUUGGAGUGAUUUGCACUCGAGGUUCAGAGCUCCUGACACCAUGGUGGUCCAGCAGGGCAAGAUAUUUGCUGUUAAAGGUCACGUUUUUGACACUGUUCUGUAGAGUUUGUGAAAAUGAAUGGGCCCUCUGCAUUCAAGUUCUGUGGCAGAUAAGAUUGUGCCACACUAUGUGCCAGGUUUCCAAAUGGGCCAGCCUAAUUUGGCCCAAACAUUGAUUAGGUUUUUCCCCCUUAAUUUUGAGGCAACAUGCCCAAGCUUGGAGGUUUGAAAUUAAAGCCCUGAUUUGCAGCUUCUCUGAAGAGACUUGACAACACUGAAUUGCAUUCCUUUGGGACCAGGCUACCUGCUGAGUAGCUUAGGGCCCUGAGUUUAUGAUGCUGGCUCUGUUCCCCAUGCCCUUCCUGGAGAUUGAUGAUGCACAGUAGGGGCUCUGGGAUUCUGCAUACCUUUGUUGAAUUCAGUGUUUCUCCGACUUGUUUGAACAUAAGAGUACUGUAACUCAUGGCAUCCUGUGAAACAGUGUAUGAGGGCUUUGGGGAAGGCAGGUAGUAUACAGGGCUAAAGAUAGGACCUGGGUUCUAAUCCCCACUCAGCAUUAGCACUAGAUGACAUUGAGGGAAAUUAUUCUUUUUGCCUAAAUUUUCUCUUGUUUUAUCAUUUCCAUAUCUAUCCUGGUGUAUAGUGGUAACUCCAAUGAAUUGUUGUUUGUGAGAAAUUUUUUAGAAGUGAAAAACAUUACAGAAAUGAAAGGUUUUUUUUUUCUCCAAUAGGUUCUUUAGUAGAUGUAGCAUGAAUCUUGGUAAAUAAUUUCAGUGGUUUACUGAUCAGUCUUUUUUUUUUAAUUUCUUUGCAAAAUUUGAUUUUGGAUAAUGUGUCACUUUAUAGUAGAAACAAAUUGUCAAUAUCUGAGUGGGAGAAUGGGUAGGAAGAGAAGGGGAGGAAAUUAGUUAAUACAUAUUUUUUGUAAAUAUCAGUCUUUAAGAAUUGUGAAAUUAUAAGUAUCAAUCUUAUAAAUCAUACUGAACUUUGGUUUCUGAUCCUUUGAAACACAGUUGAGAUUGCAUUACAUACAAUUUAUCUUGGGAUAUGAGGGCACUGGUGUGAUUCAGACUAUAUAUUUAAACCCAAGAAAUUUCAUACAUCUUUAAGAAACAGCCAUGUCACUAUGUUUACUGAUGGUGGUAAAGAUGAAUUAAUUUUCUGAGUACUUGCAAGUGUCAAGGGUUCUUAGUGGUUGUGCACGUUCAGGUGAAUGUAUACUCAUUAAUAAAGGACUUUUGUUUUCUUU